Messenger RNA from Linnemannia hyalina, 1923 nucleotides. NCBI's taxonomy places the organism in Eukaryota, Fungi, Mortierellomycota, Mortierellomycetes, Mortierellales, Mortierellaceae. The record is from the annotation of a GenBank genome assembly.
AUGACACCAUCCUACUCGAGUAUUCAUGCUGCCUCCAUGGAUCCGUCUUCUGUUUCUGUCUCUGUCUCUGUUUCCGCGUCCUUACCUACACCACCCACAUCUUUCUCAGGCGUUCGAUCCGAUAACAAUAACAACAAUAACCGCAGCAACGGAGACAACAACUACCUCGAGAGCAGCGAGACAACAAGCUCCGGAACAAACAGAAGGAGCAACUCGGCCGACGGGAUCGUGGCUGGCAGUUCGUUCAACUUUACUUCCAGCAAUCCGGAUGAGAGCCGCCACCAAUAUCAGCUUGCGCAGCCAACAACGACGACAUUGCCUUCUUCCUCUUCUUCCACAAACAACCACAACAGUAACAGCAACACAACUCAGUCGGCGCGGUUAGAGGUCGACGACAGAAUCCAUUUCCGACUCUUGGACGGUAUCUAUUUCUCGGCGCCACCUCGUUCUCUUCGCCACGACGACGAUCUUGGCAUGGACUCGCCACCUCAUUCCCAGACCAGAUCGGACCUGCAGUACAUUGAUAUCCAAGACACCAACUUUUCAGACCAAGAGGACGAAUACAUGCACGACAACAACGCGAUGGAGGAUCUGGACUUUGGAGAAUCACAACCGCACCACUCUAUGUAUGACGGCCAAGGGGACGAGUUUGCUUCUGUUACGUUCCGCCGUCGGUCCAGCCAUCCAGAACUGAUCGAAGAAGAGGAGGAAGAUGAAGAGCCUCGUCAGCUCAACAGUCGUCAUCGCAACAUUCUUCAGCACGUAGAUGAUGAUGAUGAGGAUGAUGAGGACGAUGGUAUUAAUGAAGUCAUGGAGGGUCACCGUCACUCUGCUGCUCUGGUUCGCUCACCCUCGUCCUCUUUACCUUCGCAUUUUGAGCGUCCUCGGCAUGCACAGCUUUCACCUCGUUCGGCAGCCGCGCUGACCAGCAUGAUCACUAUGGGACGCUCGUCUUGGCCACCUUUGAUAAGUUCGUCGAUUACUUCAGACCUGAUCGCCGUAUCCCAGCCUGGUGCCCGAAGUGAAUACGAUAACAACCCGUACUAUCGCCGACCUGGCGCCUCCUUCCACGGACAGACGGAUCACGGCAGACAAAUGGGCGCUUCGAACUCUUCUCACUCUCGUCAGAAUUCGAUGCCAAACCACCCAAUGUGGCAGUCAUCUUCUUCGGUUCCAGGCAACACGUUCAUACCUCGAUCGAUCCCAAUUCAGCACAAUGCAGUUGACCGCUCGACGAGCAGUUCUCAUCACCAGUACGGACGGAGACCUCUGACUGAUGCUCGGGGUUGUGGUGAAGUGAACUAUGCUCCUAGCCUGGAGGCUCGAGGAGACGUCUGGCCUUUGACGUUUGAUAUGUACUAUGCGGAUGGUGGCGAGUUCAAUGCGGCUCACUCUGUCGAGAAUGUCCUCAAGAACGACACCUCCGUCUAUUGCUCGAGGCGGUCCACCAAUAUCAACAUUUGCUUGAAGCUGUCGCAGCCCCACCUGACAUUUGUCCUCACGCAGUUCAAGGCCAAGGCGCCAACGACAGGAUUCACAGCACCUUGCAAGGAGGGACUUAUCUUUAUCAGCCAUGAGCCCAUUCAGCUCGAAAAGACCUCGCUCUUUGACAACAUGACUCGACAGAUGUACGACGAGUACAUGGGCACGGUGCAGCACCAAUCGGGUUUCAGUCGGAUGUAUCAGAGUCAUGGCUCCGAUGCCGAUUCUCUGAUCCCUGCGGCAUUCUUCCAGCUCGGUGGUCCAGACGAGACCUGCACCGUCGACUUUUCUCCCAACAGAUCUGGACGAUAUGUGCUUAUCAAACUCCUGAGAUCGAGAUGCACCAACUCCCUGCAGCGGCCGGAGAACAUUGACCUACAGUACCUCGGCCUGAUCGGCUUCACGGGUGCGCGUUCUUUCGCGUCGGGUGGGCUCCUGUAA